This is a messenger RNA of Puntigrus tetrazona (Sumatra barb), 4436 nucleotides long. RefSeq names its product 5-methyltetrahydrofolate-homocysteine methyltransferase (gene mtr). The record is from RefSeq and is a predicted model, not a curated record. Gene Ontology annotation, biological process: pteridine-containing compound metabolic process. Lineage: Eukaryota; Metazoa; Chordata; Actinopteri; Cypriniformes; Cyprinidae. Bases 129 to 3821 code for a protein of 1230 amino acids. Gene Ontology annotation, molecular function: cobalamin binding; methionine synthase activity; zinc ion binding. The transcript has 32 exons.
UCAGGCUGCGCAUGCGCUCUUCUACAACACGUGUAACAAAGUUUUCCCGUGUUUCGUGCAGAACGGAACCGGUCUGACGCGUCUUCUCUCGGGCUGCGGCGGGUCACGUCAGGACUUCUUUAGACACGAUGCCGCCGACGAUUCAUCAGAGUUCCGGAAGAGCGGCGUCUCUCCGGGACGAGCUGGAGUCUCUCCUGAAGCAGAGGAUUCUGGUUCUGGACGGUGGAAUGGGGACCAUGAUCCAGCAGAGGAACCUGGAGGAGGAGGACUUCAGAGGUCAAGAGUUCAAGGAUCAUCCCAAGAGUCUGAAGGGCAAUAAUGACCUCCUGAGCAUCAGUCAGCCGCAGGUCGUCUACAGCAUCCACAGGGAGUAUCUGGAGGCCGGGGCAGACAUCAUUGAGACGAACACCUUCAGCAGCACCAGCGUCGCUCAGGCUGAUUAUGGGAUGGAGGAUCUGGCAUAUCGGCUCAAUAAAGCUUCUGCUGAACUGGCCAGGAGAGCAGCUGAUGAUGUCUCUGCAGAGACAGGCUGUAAGCGGUUCGUAGCAGGAGCUGUGGGUCCCACCAAUAAAACGCUGUCUGUGUCUCCGUCGGUGGAGAGGCCAGACUACAGGAACAUCACGUUCGAUGAGCUGGUGGAGGCGUAUGCGGAGCAGGUGAAGGGUCUUCUGGACGGAGGUGCUGAUGUUCUUCUGGUGGAAACCAUCUUUGAUACGGCCAACGCAAAGGCGGCGUUGUUUGCUAUCGACAGACUGUUUGAAGAGUGUUAUGAGCCUCGGCCCGUGUUUAUCUCGGGCACUAUCGUGGAUAAGAGCGGUCGUACUCUCUCCGGUCAGACGGGUGAAGCGUUCGUCAUCAGUGUGUCUCACGCUCAGCCGCUCUGUAUCGGUCUGAACUGUGCUCUGGGAGCCACUGAGAUGCGUCCGUUCAUUGAAGCGAUUGGAAAGAGCACCGGAGCCUUCGUCCUCUGUUACCCAAACGCAGGGCUUCCCAACACGUUCGGAGGUUAUGACGAGACCCCUGGCGUCACGGCGGCUCAUAUGAAGGAGUUUGCAGUGGACGGUUUGGUGAAUGUUGUCGGAGGCUGCUGCGGAACGACGCCCGAUCACAUCCGGGCGAUUGCUGAAAGCGUGCGUCACGUCAAGCCCAGAGUUCCUCCUACAGACGUUUACUCUGAUUAUAUGCUGCUGUCAGGUCUGGAGCCAUUCAGGAUCGGCCCGUACACAAACUUUGUGAACAUCGGCGAGCGCUGCAAUGUCGCUGGAUCACGCAAGUUUGCCAAACUCAUCAUGGCUGAAAAAUAUGAGGAGGCACUGAGCAUCGCUAAAGCUCAGGUGGAGAUGGGCGCUCAGGUCCUGGACAUCAACAUGGACGAGGGGAUGCUGGACGGAGCCGCUGCUAUGAGCCGCUUCUGUAAGCUCAUCGCAUCUGAACCCGACAUCGCGAAGGUGCCGUUGUGCAUCGACUCGUCAAACUUCGCAGUAAUCGAGGCGGGUCUGAAGUGCUGUCAGGGCAAAUGCAUCGUGAACAGCAUCAGCCUCAAAGAAGGUGAGGAGGACUUCCUGCGACGGGCGAGACAGGUGCGUCGCUACGGCGCUGGGGUCGUCGUCAUGGCGUUUGAUGAGAACGGACAGGCGACGGAGACGGAUGAGAAGGUGAAGAUCUGCUCUCGAGCGUAUCAUCUUCUGGUCGGUCAGGUGGGAUUCAACCCCAACGACAUCAUCUUUGACCCAAACAUCCUGACCAUCGGCACCGGCAUGGACGAGCACAGCAUGUACGCCAUCAACUUCAUCAGAGCCACGCACAUCAUCAAGGAGAGUCUGCCCGGGGCGAGGGUCAGCGGGGGUCUCUCUAACCUCUCGUUCUCGUUCAGAGGGAUGGAGGUCAUCAGAGAGGCCAUGCACGGAGUCUUCCUCUAUCACGCCAUCAAGGAUGGCAUGGACAUGGGAAUCGUGAACGCUGGUAAUCUUCCGGUGUAUGACGACAUUGAUAAAGAGCUUCUGCUGCUGUGUGAGAACCUCAUCUGGAACCGGGACCCAGACGCCACCGAGAAGCUGCUGCUGUACGCUCAGGGUAUAGAGAAGCAUGUGUUGGAGGACACCGAGGAGGCUCGAGCUCAGACCGAGCGCUAUCCUCGACCGCUUCACGUCAUCGAGGGGCCGCUCAUGAACGGCAUGAAGACCGUCGGGGACCUGUUCGGGGCCGGCAAGAUGUUCCUACCACAGGUGAUCAAAUCGGCCCGUGUGAUGAAGAAAGCUGUGGGUCAUCUGAUUCCCUUCAUGGAGAAGGAGCGAGAGCAGAUGAUGUCUGACUCUACUGAAGACGUGGAUCCGUAUCAGGGCACGGUUCUGCUGGCGACGGUGAAGGGAGACGUGCAUGAUAUCGGCAAAAACAUUGUGGGUGUUGUGCUGGGAUGCAACAACUUCCGGGUCAUUGAUCUAGGAGUGAUGAUUCCCUGUGACAGGAUCCUGCGGGAGGCCGUUCACAACAAAGCAGACAUCAUCGGUCUGUCGGGUCUCAUCACGCCGUCGCUGGACGAAAUGAUUCACGUAGCCAAAGAAAUGGAGCGCCUGGGCUUGAAGACUCCUCUGCUGAUCGGAGGAGCCACCACCUCGAAGACUCACACCGCGGUGAAAAUCGCUCCGAGGUACAGCUCUCCCGUGGUUCACGUCCUCGACGCGUCCCGUAGUGUUGUAGUGUGCUCUCAGCUGCUGGAUGAAGGAGUCCGUGAGGAUUUCUUCGAGGAGAUCCAGGAGGAGUAUGAAGACAUCCGUCAGGAUCACUACGACUCUCUGAAGGACAGACGCUUCUUGUCUCUGAGUCGAGCUCGAGAGAAGGGUCUUCACAUCGACUGGCUCUCUCAACCCAGACCAGUCCGUCCUCAGUUCUUGGGCACUCGUGUGUUCGACUCGUAUGACCUGCGGAAGCUGCUGGACUUCAUCGACUGGAAGCCCUUCUUCGACGUGUGGCAGCUUCGAGGGAAAUACCCCAACCGCGGAUACCCCAAAAUAUUCAAGGACAAAACCGUGGGAGAAGAGGCGAGGCGUGUUCAUGACGACGCUCUGAAGCUGUUGAACCACUUGAUCGACAGCCGAGGACUGCAGGCCCGAGGACUCGUGGGAUUCUGGGCCGCUCAGAGCCACGGAGACGACAUACACCUGUACACUGAUGAUGUCACAGACCACACCUCUACACCUGUGGCCACCUUCUACGGCCUCAGACAACAGGCGGAGAAGGACUCGUCGAGCUCGGAGCCGUAUCUGUGUCUGUCUGAUUUCGUGGCUCCUCGAGGCAGCGGUGUUCAGGAUUAUGUGGGUCUGUUCGCCGUGUCUGUGUUCGGAGCUGAAGAGCUCAGUCGAACCUUUGAGCAGCAGGGAGAUGAUUACAACAGCAUCAUGGUCAAAGCUCUGGCCGACCGACUCGCUGAGGCGUUCGCCGAGGAGCUUCACGCUCGAGUACGCAGGGAUCUGUGGGCUUACAGCAGCGAGGAGGAUCUGCCCGCGUCUGACCUGCACCGGCUGCGAUACGAAGGCAUCCGUCCGGCGGCGGGAUACCCCAGCCAGCCUGACCACACCGAGAAACACACCAUGUGGAGACUCGCAGACAUUCAGGAGAAGACCGGUAUCUCUCUAACUGAGUCUCUGGCCAUGUCUCCCGCCGCGUCCGUGUCCGGCCUGUAUUUCUCCAACCCCAGAUCCUGCUACUUCGCUGUGGGAAAAAUCACUAAAGAGCAGGUGGAGGAUUACGCUCACAGGAAGCAGAUGGAGGUGUCGGAGGUGGAGCGGUGGUUGGGUCAGAUCCUGGGUUAUGACACAGACUGACUCUAAACUGCUCCAAUCAGGAAAACCUCUGAAGAAUCAUCAGCUGUGACGGGCUUUAUUGUGUUUUGACGGUUUUGGCCCAGAUUAGUCACGUUAAUCUCAAAGGGUCCAAAAACACUUUUAUCUUUACACUACAGAAGUGCCUUCUAGAGCGCUGCUUUUAAUUACAUUUCUAUUUUUAAUAGAACGGUGACCAGCACUUAUUUUAAUUUUUAGUCUUGUGGGUUUUAUAGAUUGAUAUCUUAUGAGAUUUAAAGUAUGUAAGGGUACAAAAACCAUCCUGACUUACAGGCUCCAGCAGAUCCUUUAUUUUUAUUUUUUUUAGACUUUGAUUUCAUAAUUUAGUUCCUGAAGUCCGUUCAGUGAUGUCUGUCAUUUAACUCUGUGUAUUUUCCUGUAGGUUUAACUGUUUAAAUGGACAUCAACUGGCUUCAUGCGAGCAAACAAUCAGUUUUAGUUACUUUUAGACAGUGGUAUGAAAAUCAUAAGGACCUGUUAUUCAGUUCGGUGCUUUAAAUGUUACGCACAAUCCUGCUGUUUUAUUUGACAUCUUUUAAGAUAAAAAUUGAUUAUAUAUUUUCUGAUAUAUUUACCACAUUAAAUCAAAAAUCUGUG